CAAGGGUAAUCUUGGAAACUUCGUAUGCGCUCUAAACUCUAUUAAGAGUUUUUCUUUUUUAAUUUCGACGUUCAUAACUCUUUUUUCUUUUUCUAAAAAAUCAAAAUCCCUAAUUUCCCCCGCUGCUACUGCUAGGGUUUCUUUCUCUUCUCUCUCGCAACUCACCAGGUUUCUUUGGAGAAAAAAAGAAAUGUCUCGAGUUUACGUGGGUAACCUUGACCCACGAGUUUCGGAGCGAGAUCUUGAAGACGAGUUUCGUGUCUUUGGAGUUAUUCGAAGUGUGUGGGUUGCUAGAAGGCCACCAGGUUACGCUUUCAUUGACUUUGAUGAUCACAGAGACGCCGAGGAUGCAAUUCGUGAAUUAGAUGGCAAGAAUGGCUGGAGAGUUGAGCUUUCUCAUAAUUCUAGAGGCAGAGGAGGACGUGGAGGCGGAGGUGGAGGUGGUCGGGGACGGUCGGGUGGUUCUGAUUUGAAGUGCUACGAGUGUGGUGAGGCUGGUCAUUUUGCUCGAGAAUGUCGUACACGUGGUGGUUCCGGAAGACGUCGCAGCCGCAGCCCUAGAUAUCGUAGGAGCCCAAGCUAUGGGCGCAGAAGUUACAGUCCUCGUGGACGAUCCCCUAGGCGUCGUAGUCCCUCUCCUCGUGGUCGUAGCUACAGCAGGUCUCCACCAUACCGUGGUCGUGAGGAAUUGCCAUAUGCUAAUGGAAAUGGUGCAAGGGAACGCCGACGGAGCAGGAGUUAAGUGCUGCAAGGAUGUAACUCUUAUGUGAAGGGACUGAUUAAGUGUGUUUAGUUUGUUGACUUCAGUGCUACUGUUUUAAUUGGGCAACGCCCGCAGCAUCUUGGAUUUGGUUAAGUUACUUUCUGUUUUUCCUUAUUUCUAUGAUGGUUUUAUUUGCUUUAUCUAUGCUAAGUACUUUUUAUGCGUAGGGGGGAAAACUUAAUAUGACCUCUAUAAUUUUAUUGAGAAAUCAUUAAAGAAAUUCUGCUAAAAA
Molecule: messenger RNA, 995 nt
Organism: Gossypium raimondii (Peruvian cotton)
Lineage: Eukaryota; Viridiplantae; Streptophyta; Magnoliopsida; Malvales; Malvaceae
Product: serine/arginine-rich splicing factor RSZ22
Exons: 6
Coding region: 191-742 (183 amino acids)
Biological process (GO): mRNA splicing, via spliceosome
Cellular component (GO): nuclear speck
Molecular function (GO): zinc ion binding; RNA binding
Source: RefSeq, a predicted model, not a curated record